Humulus lupulus (European hop) is the source of this 657-nucleotide messenger RNA. Its product is annotated as ankyrin repeat-containing protein BDA1-like. The transcript has 2 exons. The record is from RefSeq and is a predicted model, not a curated record. Gene Ontology annotation, molecular function: protein binding. The coding region runs from base 1 to 657 and encodes 218 amino acids. NCBI's taxonomy places the organism in Eukaryota, Viridiplantae, Streptophyta, Magnoliopsida, Rosales, Cannabaceae.
AUGGAAACAGCAUUGAGUAGAAGUACUCAUGAUAGAGAUGAUGCCACAGUAUCAAUGCUCUUUGAGGCCUCAGUGGAAGGAUCUGUAGUGACCUUGAACUCCUUAUUCCAAGAAGACCCUUUAAUUAUGACAAGAAUUUCACUCACCACUUCCACUAAAUCUCCUUUGCACAAUUCAGCUGCGCUCAACCACCUGGAUUUCACUAAACAACUUCUGAAGCUGAAACCGCAGCUUGCUUCGGAGCUGGACUCCUUCAAACGCUCGCCUCUUCACUUGGCUGCGGCCGAGGGGCACAUGGAGAUAGUCCGAGCCUUGCUACACGAAAAUAAAGAUGUUUGCUUUGUUAAAGACAAAUAUGGAAAAAUCCCUCUCCACUAUGCCGCCAUGAGAGGCCGCGUCGACGUAAUUCGACUUCUGAUUGAUGCCCAAAGUGAGUCGGUCUUUGAGGUGCUUCCAAGUGGAGAAACAGCUCUACAUCUAUGCGUUCAGCAUAACCAUUUGGAGGCUCUCAAACUGUUGGUGGAAGCAGUGGGUCGUCACAACGCCGAGUUCCUCAACGCCAAAGACCGAGAAACUCAGAACACUGUUUUGCAUUUAGCAGUUAUGCUGAACCAAGUUGAGGACAUUCAUGGAGAGUUCUUAAAGAAUUUCUUUUAG